UGGAGACUCUCCAUUGUCCCCCCUCUUUCAUCAUCAACGACAGCUGUGUUGGGCUUUUCAGAUUACCGCGAUACGUCUGCCAACCGAUUGAGAGGUUGUUUUUAUUUGAGUUUUGACUCUUUGCUGGCUGUCUUGUUUAUUUGUUGAUCAGCUUUCCCGCGCGGAACAAGAGACGCGCCCCGCGCCGCGCGCCGAGUUAAAAUUACAGCUGACACUUGACUGAGGUCUGGUACCUGACGGGCUGGGCUGGCCUGACGUGCAUAUACCUACCUACCUACCUACUGCCCGCAUAUCCAUCCAUCUUCAGCGUACUGUUUUCCGGAUCAACCGAGAACCUACACCCGAACUUGAACGUCCAAUUCUCAACAUAUCACAGCGUUUUUGCUUUGCAAUACUUCUUCAUAUCGACCCGACAACCGAAUUUGCGAGAUCGUCACAAUGGCGGCCUCGCCCUCGAGCGCCGCCGGUGCCACGACGGCAAACAGCUCGCCGUCCUCCGACCCCAUCCUCCGUAACGCGCUCCGAUACACCAUCUCCGCUCGCGAAUAUGCCCUCUUGCACAAAUAUGUCAUUUCGAAAUCCCGAGCGCUGAAGCGGCGAGCGCCGACGGUGGAGAAGGUGAGGAAUAUGAUGGAUGGGCCUCAGCAAAUGCCACAGCAGCAGGGGAGGAAGGGGUUUAUUGGUGGGCAGGGGGAUAAGAGACGGGGGUCGAUCAAAGGGAAGGAUGUCGCUCCGCCGACAGCACAAGGGGCUGAUGAUUACAAUGCAAAGGCCAUCAGGCAUUCCAUCAGGGUGUUUAUGGCCACCGGGGCAGUGAUGAAGCUUUGGGGGUUGGCGCAGACGAGGUUGUUGGGGAAGAAGGGGGAUGGGGGAGGGAAGGAUAGGCAAGGGGGGUUGCACAAGAGUCCUACUUUGAGGUUGGGGUUGAGUUUGAGCACGAUUCUGUUUCUGUAUAGGGUGUUGUUUAGGUUUUUUACGAGGUUGAGGGUGCAGCUGCUGGAGCCGAGUGCUGCGCCGUUUAGGAAGCGGAAUCCAAAGACGGCGAGCACGCUGACGAGUCCGUACGCGCCGGCUGUUGGGGCGAGUUUGGCGGGGUUGGCGUUGGGGGUUUAUCCGGCGGAGCAGUUGAGGGUGACGAUUGCUUUGUUUUUGGGGUUUAAGGCUGUGGAGUGGGGGUGGAAUUGCGCAGAGGAGAAUGGGAUGGUUUGGGGGUGGGAGAAGAUGGGGUUGGGCGGGAAAGGGAAGAUGAGGGAGAGGCCUUGGUGGUGGGGGAGUUGGAUGUUGCAGCCGUUGGCGUUUGGGCAGUUGUUGCAUGCGGCGGUGUUUGAUAGGGAGUGUUUCCCGAAGGGGUUCGGGAAUGUGGUGGAGAGAUUUUCGUUGACGUAUUUGCAUCCCAAGCCAGAGGAUUUCCCGGCGGGAAUGCAGUGGCCUACAACUGAGGUGGUGGUGGACGGGAUUGCGAGGAUGGCGAAGUUGAGCUGGCCGGCGUUUAUCUCGCCAACCCUCUUCCCAGGCAAAGAGGACACCCUCCCCCCUGGGCUCUCCCCCAUCGCGCCUCUGACCUCGGGCGCCCACCCCCUUAUCACGUCGCUUUCUUGUGCGACACUUCACCCCUCCGACCCAUCUUGCACACGCACAUUCCUCACCUUCUGGCUCCGCUCCUUCCCACCACUCACCCGCAUCCUUUUGCUGGUCUACUCUAUCCUGAUGGUCCCCAAGAUGAAGUCCUUUUAUCACUUCCCCGUCUCCACCAUCCAGACCCUUGUAUCCAACGCUCUCCGGAUGUCAACCUUCCUCACUGGUGCCGUUGCCACCGCCUGGUCAAGCAUCUGCUUCUUCCAGAGCUGGUUCCCACGGACUUUCCUGCCCACUCAACGGAUGUUCCUCGGUGGGUUCCUUGCUGGUCUCUGGGCGAUUAUCGAGCAGGGGAGACAAGGAAGCAGACAGAUCUUCUUGUAUAGCGCCAAGGCUAGUGUCGAAAGCUUCUGGAAGGUGGGAGUGAAGAGAAGGUGGUGGAGGGCGAUGAAGGGGGGUGAUGUGUGGGUUUUUGUUGCGGCGUUGAUGCUCACUGGUCUUGUGUAUGAGAGGGAUGCGAGGGCGAUUAAAGAGGGGAGCUGGAGGAAGGGGAUCAGUUGGGUUAGGGGAGAGGGGUUGAGGGAUUGGGGGGUUGAGGUUGAGGAGGGGGAGGAGGAUGAGGAACGGGAGAAAGAGGAGUGAGGGGGUGGUGCUGAUGGAAAGGGGCGGGUGUUGAUUGAUAGUACAUAGACAGGGUAAGGGGUUGUUUGGGACCUUUUGGUGGGACCGCGUUGUCAUUUUGAUAGAGUGGUCUUGUGAUGAGAUCUAUGAUGUAUGAAUGAUUUAUUUUUGGGACUUGGUUUUUACAGUCUUGCUCAGCGUCAGGUUGGACCGCCUUUUUUGCAUUUAGGUGAACUGACUCUUUGGAUAGGUAGGAGAU
This is a messenger RNA of Podospora pseudopauciseta, 2455 nucleotides long. RefSeq lists its product as uncharacterized. The coding region runs from base 439 to 2217 and encodes 592 amino acids. The transcript is spliced from 2 exons. The record is from RefSeq and is a predicted model, not a curated record. NCBI's taxonomy places the organism in Eukaryota, Fungi, Ascomycota, Sordariomycetes, Sordariales, Podosporaceae.